This is a messenger RNA of Trichoplax adhaerens, 2622 nucleotides long. RefSeq lists its product as uncharacterized. Lineage: Eukaryota; Metazoa; Placozoa; Uniplacotomia; Trichoplacea; Trichoplacidae. The record is from RefSeq and is a predicted model, not a curated record. Bases 1 to 2622 code for a protein of 873 amino acids. The transcript is spliced from 24 exons. Gene Ontology annotation, biological process: mitochondrion organization; chemical synaptic transmission; cilium assembly. Gene Ontology annotation, cellular component: ciliary transition fiber; centriole.
AUGAGUCGAAAUUGGAGAGGAUUAUCAAAAAGGAAAUCAUCCGCUGCCGGUGGCCAACAUGAAAAGAUUGAAACACCUGCAGAAAGAGAAUUCAAAAAUAGAAAUAGAAAGGAUAAGAAAAAGGAUGGAGCGGGUAGCAAAUUAAGUAAACUGGUUCAUUCGUUGAAACCAAGGACUUCAUUUCUAUCUCCUAAUCAUAAUAAAGAGAUUCAAGAAAAAGAAAAGGAAACAGUUAAUGAGGAAAUAGCUGAACAUCAAAACGCUCCCUCGCAAUCAGCGAAUAGAGAUGAUGAAUCCCCUUACGCUCGAAUACGAGAUCUACCAAAUAUAAAACAUGGCGAUUCUGAUAAUAGUGACGAGGAUAUAAAUAAUGAUUCUAAUCAGUAUGCACAGCGAAAGCUUAGCUUCAUGUCAACUAGAGCAAGACAGGCAUCUCCCUCAAAUAGUGGCGAUGAGUAUGAUCCUGGAAAAAUUGUCCCAAGCAGCAAUACUGGCAGCCAUCCAUCAAGAACUUCCAUGAUCAGUAAAAAUAAUAAUCUUAAUCCCGAUCCGAUGUAUGCAACGGUCAAUAAAAAUAGUAACCGAAUGUUGAAACAACUAACUGUAGAAUCUAAUGCUAGCGAUUUUACAAAUGUAACUAGCCGCAUAAGUUCCGAUAGUAGUGAAGAAAGCCAAAGUGAUGAAGCUGAUGGUGUGAGAGAACGAGGAAUAAUAGAAAAGAAUAGAAGAAAUUCGGGCUCACCAACUAAACGUGAUGCAAUUUUAAUUUCUAACAAAACUGGUAAUGAUCCCAUAGAUGAAAAAUAUGCUGACUCUGAAACUUCAGAAGAGGCUUACACCCAACCUCAAGUCCUUCCUAACCAAAGAGUAACUACUCUAGUAGAUAAAAACAAAUCGAAACACGGUGCAAAUAGUGUCGAUGCUACACCAGCAGAGAACAAGAAAUUUGGGCGAAAGUCAUCACAUAGCUUAACAUCAUCACUAUCUAAUUUUUUUUCAUCGGCUUUAUCUGGUAUUCAUAAUGAUCGAAAUUCUGUCAGUAGCCCCGUAUCACGCAAUCCUAGCCAAAUUUUCACCGAUUAUGAUGGACGAAAACGUAAAGGUGAUGCACCUACCAUAUCUACAACGAAUCGUGGACGACAUCUGAGGAAAUCUGAUUCAUUGGAAUACAAUGAUUUUACUAUCGAUAGUUCACCAAGAAUGGGAAUGAGGGGAAUGGAAUCCGAAAUUAUAUUAUCGCUAGAAAGGCAAAUUAGAGACGUAGAAUCGGAGAAUAAACAGCUGAAAGACACGAAUUCCAUGUUACAGAAAGAAUUAAGUAAUCGUUCACUACCAUUAGCAGAAGAGAAUAUUAAAUCUGAGUUGAUCAACUCUGAUCUAAAACAAGAUAACGAAUUUUUAAAAGUAUUAGUCCAUAAAUUAAACCAAGAACUCGAACGUUAUAAAAUGAAACAAGCUGAAAGUGAAACGGGAAGUCAAGACUUACUGACGGAGAAAAUCAAUGCAGAAGAUAAGCGACUGGUUGAAAUUAAAUCUAGAAAGAAGGAUCAUUUACUUAAAACUUUUUCGGAAGAAGUAAAGGUAUUAAAAGAGCAAAUUGAAGACUUGGUGAGCGAAAAUAAAGCAUUACGAGAGGAAUUGGUAACGAUCAAUGCAACAACUGCUCCAGUUAGUAUAUCAGAUUGGAAUCAAAUACAAGAACAAGCACAGCUCGUUUUACAGGAAAACUCUGUUUUAAAGGAUAGACAAGCAUCAUCUGAAAGUAAUUUACAGGAAAUUACAAGAAAAUAUGCUGAACAAAUUGAUUGCCUCAAUCAGAAUAUUCAAGACUUAAAAGAUAAAAUAUUAGAGAUUGAAUCCAGACCCGACAAACGAAAUGAAAUGCUACUACAGAAAUAUGAAAAAUUAAUUGCCGUGUCUGAUAAGAAAAUUGAUACUCAUGAACAUUUGAGGAUUAUAGAAGAAAAAAAUAGGUCUAUGAUCGAAUUGCAAACGGAAUAUAACAAAAUUAUAACGGAAUUAAAAAAUGACAUCCAGUCUGAAAAGAGGGAAAAGCGGGCUUUAACUCUACAAUUAAUUGAGACUACAGAAGCUGCCGAACAAUUACAAAAAGUAGUGAAAUUAUCACGAUCAGAAAUUGGAAAAAGCCAAAAGAAAAUCAUUGUAUUAAGUAAAAAGUUAGAUUUAGCCGAAGAAAAGGCAAUGCUAACUACAUCCAAUCUAGCUGAUCUUCUCAAAGUGGCUGAAAAAACCACCUUCGAAAGAGAUUUAAUCGCUACAAAGGCCAAGAAACACCGAGAAAAUUAUGAAAAAGCCCAGCGCCAGGUUCAAGAAGGCCAUCUGGAAAUUAAUAAAUUGGAACAAAAACUUCGGCGCUAUGAAAUUACAACCUAUCAGAAAUUGGAUAAGGCUGCAAAUAAGCUGGCCAAGCAAGACAUGAUUCAUGGUGAAAAAUUUAUCGAAUAUCAGUAUGAAAUUGAUCGUUUACAAGAAUUGGUCAAGAACAAAGAUGUCCAACUUGAUUCUCUUCUAGACCAAAAAUGGAAAGUUGAACGACAACUUGAUAACUUAUGGUACGCAGCUACUAAUGAUGCUGAUAGAAUUCCUUUGAAAAAUCAAUAA